AUGGUUCUCUUGAUGGCAAUUGCUUUUACACUAGCUUUGCCUUGGUUUAGACGAGGGAAGCUAGAGAAACAGCUUCCAGGGCCACUAAAGAAACUCGCUAGCUUCAAUGCCUUCUGGUACACUCACCAUUUGUUCGUUAUAGUCUACAUUCUCCUUAUCGUUCACGGGUACUACGUGUAUCUCAGUAAGGAAUGGUACAAGAAAACUACGUGGAUGUACUUGGCAGUACCAGUAGCUCUCUAUGCAUGCGAGAGACUGAUACGAGCAUUCAGAUCGAGCAUCAAGACCGUAAGAGUUAUUAAGGCUGCGGCUUAUGCUGGAAACGUAUUGAAUUUGCUCAUGUCAAGGCCUAAAAAUUUCAAAUAUAAGAGCGGUCAGUACAUGUUUGUAAACUGUCCAGCAGUCUCACCAUUUGAGUGGCAUCCAUUUUCAAUAACUUCUGCACCACAAGAUGACUAUCUGAGCGUUCAUAUAAAAUCACUUGGAGAUUGGACUAAGGCUCUUAAAGGAGUUUUCUCCGAGGUGACGUCUAAGCCACCUCCGGUCGGAGACAUGUUGCAAAGUGCAAAAAGUAUUGAUUUCCCCAAAAUCAUGAUUGAUGGUCCAUACGGCGCACCAGCACAAGACUACAAGAAGUACGAGGUGGUUCUUCUAGUCGGCCUUGGGAUUGGGGCCACCCCGAUGAUCAGCAUUAUCAAGGACAUUAUCAACAAUAUGAUGGCUAAGGAACAAGCCCAACUCAACCAAAUGGAGAAGGGAUCGCAACAGGAGCCACAAGGUAAGAAAGAAACUUUCAAGACACGAAGGGCUUACUUUUACUGGGUCACAAGGGAGCAGGGUUCAUAUGAUUGGUUCAAGAACAUCAUGAACGAGAUCGCAGAGCGGGACAAAAAUAAAAUAAUAGAACUACACAACUACUGUACUAGCGUCUACGAAGAAGAUGACGCUCGUUCCGCGCUCAUACAUAUGCUUCAGUCUUUAAACCACUCCAAUAAUGGUUUGGACAUUGUCUCCGGGACUAGGGUCAUGUCCCACUUUGCCAAACCUAAUUGGGAAAACGUCUACAAACAGAUAGCAAUGGAUCACCCUGGAUCUAACGUUGGUAAGUUCUCUCCCUCUCUCUCACACAUCAAACCGAGCAGUAAGUGUAUUUUCAUUCCAAAUGUACCUUUGUGA
Messenger RNA from Microthlaspi erraticum, 1176 nucleotides. Lineage: Eukaryota; Viridiplantae; Streptophyta; Magnoliopsida; Brassicales; Brassicaceae. The record is from the annotation of a GenBank genome assembly.